AUGUUACCUGAACACUGGUUAUUCCGCCUUGGCAACCAAUGACAACUCUGGCUGAAACAGCUGAUAUCAGUUUUCGGAGUUUUCGCAAACAAACAAAAUCAUAAUUGUAGUUUUGUGUUGAUUUGUAGCAAAAAUAGAAAACAAUGAGCAGCUCUAAGAAAAGAAGUAAGGAUGAACAAAUACCGAAGCCAAUUAGCAUCAAGAAGGAAAAAUCGGAGGAAGACCGCACGCUGCAGCCCAUUUCCCACUAUAUUGAUGACCGCCUGGAGCUGGUCAAGCAAAUCUUUGGCACGCUGAAGCCAAAGACUAUCAUGAAUCUAGCACCAGAGUUUCUUAAGAAGACGAGCUUAGAUGAAAUCGAGGAACUUUGUUUAAAUGAGCUGCUUUGCAUCUCAACCAAACGUUUAAAGUCUAUCAUAGCGGACACUCGCUGCCCCACAGAUACUGAGAGUUCCGAGGACUCGGAUGUGGAGCACAAGGAAGAGCACAUUUCGCUGGAAGAGAUUUCAUCAGACAGCGACAUUGGAGGCAGCGAAACACGGCGCGCUAAGAAAUUGCGAAAAUCGAACGCUAAAAGAGCCGAUAAAACCAAUGAAAAUAAAGAACCGGAUGGACAGAUCAGUGUGCUGGAGCUGCUGGAAUUGCAGGCUAGAGCUCGAGCUAUACGCUCGCAGCUGGCAAUGGAGCCGAUUACCAAGAUUGAAGUGAAAUCCGACGAUGAGGAGGAGAAGACCAGCAAACGGUCAUCAGAGAAGGAAAAGUCCAGAGAAAAGCGUAGUCAUAGGAGCUCUGAGCAGUCGAGCAGCAAGCGCAAGUCAAGCGAACAGUCGAGAAGAGAGCAGGCACAAACCAAUGGUAGCAAACCCAAGGAAACAACAGCUCCAGCACCAGCUCCAGCGCAAAAGAAGAUCAAGAUAAAGCGCAAUUAUCGGACAUCAACCAAAACACCCGAGAAGGAAGUUACACCAGUUGUAAAGACAACAAGUCAGCCAGAAAUAAGUCAAGAUAAGUCGGAUAGAUCGCGUUCAGCUUCACCGGAUGUGAUUCCCAUACCAGCGGAACCGGAAACGCUGCUAAUAAGCGACAGCACCGACGAUGAGGCAACCGUAAAGCCAAAAGAAACAGUAGAGCAGACAAAAGUUGUUCCACCUCCAAUCCCUGAGCCAGAGCCAGCUGAGCUAAGCGAACCCGAAGAGGGCGAGGUGAGAGAAGAAAGCGAAAAUGAGACUGAGGCUGAGCCAGUGAAGAAGAAAGCAGAGGAAGAGCAGCCAAUUGAAUCGACAGCUGUGGAGACUGAGAAACCAGCAGCUGCUGCUGAAGCAGUUCCUGUUGAAUCGGCAGAUGUUGAGAAACCGUCCACUAGCAGUCAGCCAAUCGUAGAAGCAGAGCAGCCACAGCUAAGCAGUUCCAUUGUGGACGAAGAGGAUCAGAACGAUGAUGUCAUUUCCAUAGGCGGUGAUCUAGAGCACGAAAUGAUUGCAGAGUUGGCUGAGGUGACAGAUGAGCCACCAGUCAAAGUAAAGCCCGAGAAACUGCCAGAUCCCGAGGAGGAGGAUAACGAUGUGAUAUCGUUAAACACCAGCGAGGAUGAGCACGAAAAACUGCAGGAAACGAAUUCUGAGUCGUGGCGUACACGCUAUCUGAAGAGCUCGAAGGUUAACCAGGUGCUCGCGGCAUCGCGAUUGGGAAAACGUGUGCGUGAUAAAAUCAAGGAGUCGAAACGUGCCCAAAAAAAGCACAGCGAGGGCAAAGGGAACGGCGAUGAAAAGUCAUCGAAGCAGUCACAGCAGCAGCAGUUCACCUCGAAGCACGAGGAUGGCUCCAUGGAGCAAUACCAAGAACUUUUACAGCACCGACAGCGCAAAAGUUCCAACAGCAGCAAGGGCGACAAGUAAACGAUUCUCAGACUGUUUAUUGAAAAGUCGCUCCGAGGAAUAUUGCCUAGACGCAAAAUUAUAUAGCAUAUAAAAACUCAAAUAAAAAUUCAGGUCUCCAGCAAACGCACAGAAAAUUUGAAUAUUUCGUGUUAAGCGCAUAUUUGAUUUAACUGUAUUUUCUUCUUUUUUUCAUUAUUUAGGCAUACUCUGCAAAAGCAAGGUUAGAUAGCUGAACUAUUUGAAAAUGUAACGAGACAGAAUAUGAAAUGUAAUUCAACAGAAUUUAAUUAUAAAAAGAUAAACUUAUAUCUUAUAAAUAUAGAGAGCUAUAAUAUAUAUAAUUAGUACACGCUGACGAUUUAAGGCACUUUUAAAACAGAUUUAUUAUACAAUGCUAAGCUGAAGUAGAUUGAUGUAAUUUUUAUAAAUAUAAUAAA
Drosophila albomicans is the source of this 2314-nucleotide messenger RNA. RefSeq names its product neurofilament heavy polypeptide. The transcript has 6 exons. The coding region runs from base 144 to 1895 and encodes 583 amino acids. The record is from RefSeq and is a predicted model, not a curated record. NCBI's taxonomy places the organism in Eukaryota, Metazoa, Arthropoda, Insecta, Diptera, Drosophilidae.